AGGAUUGAUAAUGGACAAACGAUGCGUACGUGUCAUCAAUUAUCAUCUUGAUUAUCAUUCCUCACUCUGCCGUGGCCGUGCGUGCGCGUGCUUUGCUCGUCUUGUACAAGUGCCAGUGUAAAGUGGACACUCUCGUGUUUUGCCAACGGCACGCCGGCCGGCUUUUUGCAUAAACCCGUUUUUAGUUGGUCGCUUGCGCGUGCUGCAAUUGCAAUUCAAUUCAAUUUUCGCAUUACAAAACAAACAAAAAUGUCAACAAACAAGAGCGAUGUGUGUGUGCCGGUGUUGGAACAUUCGUCAUUCCACCAAUACAUGGCAACACCCAAUUUUCCCCCCACCCCUCCGCGUUUCGUACGUUUGCUCAGCUGUUUUUCAAAUGAAUUUUCCUGCGCUCCCAAAUUCGUUGUUCGUUGCACGGGCAGAGUGAACAUUAUUGGAGAGCACAUAGAUUAUUGUGGCUAUCCCGUUUUCCCUAUGGCUAUUGAGCAAUCUAUUCUAUUGGCAGUUGCUCCUUCAAACGACAAUUUGUUGCACAUAAAAAAUGUCGACAGCAGCUUCAAACCAUACAAGUGCAACGUUCUUAACUUUAGCAUUGAUGUCCCAAGCUCCGGUGGCCCCAGCUGGUAUCAAUAUGUGUUGUGUGGCGUUAAGGGAAUCUUAAGCAACUCGAGUAUAAAUCACGAAGAACCUUGUGGAAUGUUCAUCAUGCUAUCGGGAAAUAUUCCACCCGCUUCCGGAUUGUCUAGCUCCAGUGCCAUUGUGAGCGCAUCCGUUUUAGCAACUGCUUACAUGCACAAUACGACUCUUAAAAAAGAAACACUAGCUACAGUUUCAGCUGAAUGCGAAAAGUUCAUCGGAACCCAGGGAGGCGGUAUGGACCAGGCAAUCGCUUAUCUGGCCCAGGAAGGGUGCGCUCAAUUGAUAGAGUGGAAUCCUCUUCGAGCGACUCCUAUACAGUUGCCAGCAAAUGCUGUGUUUGUUAUUGCAAACAGCUUAUCAGAGGCUAACAAGGCUGCAACGUCCGACUUUAAUCAGCGAGUAGUCGAAUGUCGACUAGCCUGCAGAGUUCUGGCUAAACAGAUGAAGCUGAACUGGCGGACUCUGUGUCGAUUUGCCGAUCUGCAGAAAGCUCUAGGCUAUACUCUGGAGGAUAUGGAAAGCCUGGUGAACAGCAACCUAACACAACUUUCAUACACCAGACCGGAGAUUUUAAAGAUGCUAGAGGUUUCCGAUGAAGACUUCUCAGAAAAUCUACUUACUGCCAAUACGCGCACUGCUCAAACAUUCAAGCUCAAGCAACGUGCCCUUCACGUGUUCCAAGAGGCUCUGCGCGUUGAACAGUUUAUUAAAAUAGCGAAAACCACGCCAGCCGAUGCUAUCGAUCGUAUGAAAACACUUAUGAGGCAAAGCCACGAAAGCCUGAAGACGCUUUAUGAAUGUUCACACGAAAACUUAGACAAAAUCGUACAACUUGCUGACAGCAAUGGAAUUGGAACUCGACUCACAGGGGCAGGAUGGGGAGGUUGCACCGUCGCACUGUGUGAUGGUUUGGAAGAAAGUAAGCGUUUCAUCGACGUGUUAAAAAAGGAAUUCUAUUCAAACCUUGCCUCUUCACAAUCCGAUCAGAUCGAUGCUCAUAUUUUUGCAACAAGCCCGCAAAGAGGAGCAGAAAUUUACUUAAUCGGAAAAUCGUAAUGCUUUUUAGAAAAAUCCCUGUGCCAUCAAUCUAUUCGAGUGGCGUGUCUUCGGUUACCACGCUACUAGCACAGUAGCUCCAGUUUGAAUGGAAUUUACAAAUAAUGACUAUCGAAAUGAUUACUUGAUUCAUUGCAGCAUUUCGUUUCUACUGAAAGAAA
Molecule: messenger RNA, 1856 nt
Organism: Anopheles darlingi
Lineage: Eukaryota; Metazoa; Arthropoda; Insecta; Diptera; Culicidae
Gene: Galk
Product: N-acetylgalactosamine kinase
Exons: 7
Coding region: 250-1695 (481 amino acids)
Biological process (GO): carbohydrate phosphorylation; galactose metabolic process
Cellular component (GO): cytoplasm; cytosol
Molecular function (GO): galactokinase activity; ATP binding
Source: RefSeq, a predicted model, not a curated record